AUGCCGGUGUACUUCCAGCGGCCCGAGAAUGCCCUGAAACGGGCGAACGAAUUCCUUGAGGUCGGCAAAAAGCAGCCUGCCCUUGAUGUUCUCUAUGAUGUUAUGAAAAGUAAAAAACACCGAACAUGGCAGAAAAUCCACGAGCCGAUUAUGCUGAAGUACCUGGAGCUCUGCGUGGAUCUCCGCAAGAGUCACCUGGCAAAAGAAGGAUUGUACCAGUACAAGAAUAUUUGCCAGCAGGUGAACAUCAAAUCUUUGGAGGAUGUUGUUCGAGCUUAUCUAAAAUUAGCUGAAGAAAAAACAGAAGCAGCUAAGGAAGAAUCCCAGCAGAUGGUACUGGACAUUGAAGACUUGGAUAACAUUCAAACUCCAGAAAGUGUUCUUCUGAGUGCUGUAAGUGGAGAAGACACUCAGGAUCGUACUGACCGGCUGCUUUUGACACCCUGGGUUAAAUUUCUGUGGGAAUCCUAUCGACAGUGUUUGGAUCUUCUGCGAAAUAAUUCUCGGGUAGAACGCCUCUACCAUGACAUCGCACAGCAAGCUUUUAAGUUCUGCCUGCAGUACACUCGCAAAGCUGAGUUCCGUAAACUCUGCGAUAACCUGCGGAUGCAUUUGGGGCAGAUCCAGCGUCACCAUAACCAAAGCACAGCAAUCAACCUCAACAAUCCUGACAGCCAGUCAAUGCACUUGGAGACCAGGCUUGUGCAGCUUGAUAGUGCUAUCAGCAUGGAGCUGUGGCAGGAAGCUUUCAAAGCAGUGGAGGAUAUUCAUGGGCUAUUUGCACUGUCUAAGAAACCACCCAAACCACAACUGAUGGCAAAUUACUAUCACAAAGUUUCAACUGUCUUCUGGAAAUCAGGAAAUGCUCUUUUUCACGCCUCCACACUUCACCGACUUUAUCACUUAUCAAGAGAAAUGCGAAAGAAUCUCACACAAGAGGAGAUGCAGAGGAUGUCUACUCGAGUCCUGUUGGCCACUCUGUCAAUUCCUAUAACCCCUGAGAGAACGGAUAUUGCUCGCCUUCUGGAUAUGGAUGGCAUUAUUGUUGAGAAGCAGCGACGUCUGGCAACACUGCUGGGCCUCCAGGCUCCACCUACACGUGCCAGUCUCCUUAAUGAUAUGGUAAGGUUCAACGUAGUGCAAUACGUUGUGCCAGAAGUGAAGGAACUUUACAAUUGGCUUGAAGUAGACUUUCACCCACUCAAGUUAUGCAGCCGUGUCAGCAAGGUUCUGAACUGGGUGAAAGACCAAGCUGAAAAGGAACCUGAACUGCAGCUGUAUGUUCCUCACCUGCAAAACAAUACCAUUCUUCGCCUUCUGCAGCAGGUGGCCCAGAUUUAUCAAAGCAUUGAAUUUGCUCGUCUGUCUUCCCUGGUUCCUUUUGUUGAUGCUUUCCAGCUGGAACGUUGUAUCGUUGAUGCAGCCAGACAUUGUGACCUACAAGUUCGCCUUGACCAUACCACCCGGACACUGAGUUUUGGCUCAGAUUUGAAUUACAGUACUAGAGAAGAUGCUCCACUAGGCCCUCAGCUGCAAAGCAUGCCUUCUGAACAAAUUAGAAAUCAAUUGACUGCCAUGUCCUCUGCUCUGGCCAAGGCCCUUGCAGUCAUCAAGCCUCCUCACUUAAUACAAGAGAAGGAGGAACAACAUCAGCUGGCAGUCACCGCCUUCCUCAAAAAUUCAAGGAAGGAACAUCAGCGAAUUCUUGCCCGUCGUCAAACUAUAGAGGAGAGAAAGGAGCGCCUGGAAAGCUUAAACAUCCAGCGGGAAAAAGAAGAGCUGGAGCAGCGUGAGGCAGAGUUACAGAAGGUCCGGAAGGCCGAAGAGGAGAGGCUGCGGCAGGAGGCGAAGGAGAGGGAGAAGGAGCGCAUCCUGCAAGAGCAUGAGCAGAUCAAAAAGAAGACUGUUCGUGAGCGCUUGGAGCAGAUUAAGAAGACUGAACUGGGAGCCAAAGCCUUUAAAGACAUUGACAUUGAGGAUCUUGAAGAAUUGGAUCCUGACUUUAUUAUGGCUAAACAAGUUGAACAGCUGGAAAAAGAAAAGAAGGAACUUCAGGAACGUCUGAAAAACCAGGAGAAAAAGAUCGACUAUUUUGAAAGAGCAAAGCGCUUGGAAGAAAUUCCUCUCAUAAAGACUGCGUAUGAGGAGCAAAGAGUGCGUGAUAUGGAGCUCUGGGAGCAACAGGAGGAAGAAAGGAUCACCACUUUGCAGCUGGAGCGUGAGAAAGCACUUGAGCAUAAGAACAGACUCUCAAGGAUGUUGGAGGAUAGAGAUUUGUUUGAAGCCAGGCUCAAAGCAUCCCGAAGAACAGUUUAUGAGGAUAAACUCAAGCAGUUCCAGGAACGGUUGGCAGAGGAGAGGCGGAAUCGUUUGGAGGAACGCAAGAAACAGCGCAAAGAGGAGCGGCGCAUUACUUACUACAGAGAAAAGGAGGAAGAAGAGCAAAGGCUGCGAGAAGAACAGCUGCUUAAAGAGCGUGAGGAAAAGGAACGCAUCGAGCGUGAGAAGCGCGAGCAGGAGCAGCGCGAGUACCAGGAGCGCGUCAAAAAACUGGAAGAGCUGGAGAAGAAAAAACGUCAGAGAGAAAUGGAGAUAGAAGAAAGAGAGCGUCGUCGAGAAGAAGAGAGGAGAGGUCUGGAUGACCCAUUUUCAAGAAAGGAAUCUCGUUGGGGUGAUAGGGAGUCUGAAAGCUCCUGGAGAAGAGGUGGUGAGACAGAAUCUGAGUGGCGACGAGCGCCAGUGGAAAGAGAUUGGCGUCGAGGAGAACCGAGGGAUGAUGAAAGACCUUUCCGACGAGGAGAUGAUCUGCCCCGACGAGGAGAUGAUCUGCCCCGACGAGGGGAUGAGGAGAGGCCACCCAGGCGUGAAGGGGAUGAGGACAGGCCACCCAGACGUGCAUUAGAUGAGGACAGGCCGCCCAGGCGUGGUUUGGAUGAUGACAGAGGGAGCUGGCGGGCUGCAGAUGAUGACAGACCACCCAGGCGUGGAUUGGAUGAUGACAGACCACCCAGGCGUGGAUUGGAUGAUGACAGGCCGCCCAGGCGUGGAUUGGAUGAUGACAGGCCGCCCAGGCGUGGAUUGGAUGAUGACAGGCCGCCCAGGCGUGGAUUGGAUGAUGACAGGCCGCCCAGGCGUGGAUUGGAUGAUGACAGGCCGCCCAGGCGUGGAUUGGAUGACGACAGAGGCAGUUGGCGAGCAGCAGAUGACGACAGAGGACCCAGGCGUGGUCUGGAUGAUGACAGGCCCCCCAGACGGGCUUUGGAUGAUGACAGGCCCCCCAGACGGGCCUUGGAUGAUGACAGGCCCCCCAGACGGGCCUUGGAUGAUGACAGGCCCACCAGGCGUGGGCUGGAUGACGACCGGGGCAGCUGGCGUGCUGCAGAUGACGACAGAGGUCCCAGGCGGGGCAUGGAUGACGACAGGAUGUCGAGGCGUGAUGAUGACAGGGGACCAUGGCGGAGCACAGAUGAUGACAGGCUUUCCAGACGAGAUGAUGACAGGGGUCCCUGGCGUGGCAGUGAUGAUUCAAGGCCAGGUCCUUGGAGACCGUUUGGUAAACCAGGGGGAUGGAGAGAACGAGAAAAGGCUCGUGAGGACAGCUGGGGGCCUCCUCGAGACUCCAGACCUCCUGGAGACCGGGAAUGGGAUAGAGACAAAGAUCGGGAUGAAAGCGAGAAAGAGCGGGAAUUUGACAGAGACAGGGACUUCGAUCGAGACGAUCGCUUCAGGCGGCCCAGGGAUGAUGCUGGUUGGAGAAGAGGCCCAGCUGAGGAAACUUCUAGCUGGAGAGAUUCAAGUCGUCGUGAAGAAUGGGACAGAGGUGGUCGUGACAUGAGAGAUCGACGUGCUGAUGACAGAGAGCCACCCCUCAGAAGAGGACCUCCCCUCAGAUCUGACCGUGAAGAACCAAGCUCCUGGAGGCGUGCUGAUGAUAGGAGAGAAGAACGUGGAGAGGAACGUGAGCCGGUCCGGCGAUCGGCUCCUGCUCCCGCUGCUCCUCCAGCUUCUGCUCCCCCACCAGCAUCAAAAGAUCGAGAAAGAGAUGGGGAGAAGGAGAAAGGUUCCUGGAAAGCAGAAAAGGAACGUGAGCCAGCUCGCCGCACUAAAAACGAGACAGACGAAGAAGGGUGGACCACUGUACGACGUUAAGUGGAAAUCACAAGAGUUUAACCAAUGUUUUAGCUUUCAUUUGAUGGAAUCCAUGGAUUAUAUUUGUGCUUAUAAACAUUCUGAAUUGGAAUUCUUUAACAAAUGUUUUGAGGUAACAUGAAAGCAUGAGCUUGAAUUACUUAACUCAUAUAGAUUGAUCAUGCACCAAACUCACAGCAGAAGGUUGGAAAUUGAAUUCCAGGUUUUGAAAGUUGAAAUUAUGCUGAUUUUGUAGAGUGGUUUGUUGCUAAAAUGAAAAGGAGCAAGCCCAACAGCUGCCUUGAGUAAGGCUUCUAUCUCAGCAAAACCAGGCUGACCUUUCUAUUUUCAGUCAUCCGUAAUUUGGAACAGGAUAUUGUCAGCACAGAACAUGCAUUUGAAAGCACCUCUGUCACAGGUUGGAAUUACUGAAAAAAAAAAAAAAGCAGAGUGAAAUCAGUUCCCAUAAUUUGCCAAAACAAGGGAAAAAAACUAUAAAAGCCCUCUUUUUCCAGAGCUGGCUUUCCAAGAGACCUGUUUUCUCACUAUCUAAAUUCAGUGAGUUGUUUAAAUUUGAAUUGAAUACAAGAAAGGUUAUGAGAGUUAGCUGCACUGGGAUAUUUUCUCUGUAGAUUUACUUGAAUACAUGAACACCUCUGAGGCCACUUUGCAGUCCUUGUUUCCAGUAAGGUAUCCCCUGCUGCAGUGUGCAACCACAGAACUUGGGAGCUUUUCCAAUUGGAAGUGUUUUAGUUAAGCAUAUGGCUGUGUCUUUUCUGUUGCCAAUAUCACAACUGCUUUUUCCAUUACUUGGAUAAUUUCAUGCCUUUCAAGGAUUUAUAAAUAUUGUCAUAUUUAAACAAAAAAAAAAAAGUGUGGUUUUUGGAGAAGUUGUUGAAUUUUUUUCCCCCCGAUUCUCUGUCUUCAGGGUCAAUUCUUUCCCUUUCCAAAAAAAAAAAGUGAUUUGUAGUAAUGACUGUGUUGACUUCAAUUUUGGGGUGUGGUAACAACAAUUGACUAUCUAGUCAUACUGAAGCCAACACAGAACUUGCUGCUGUGUGUUUCUUCAAUGAUAAAUAAACA
Molecule: messenger RNA, 5211 nt
Organism: Indicator indicator
Lineage: Eukaryota; Metazoa; Chordata; Aves; Piciformes; Indicatoridae
Gene: EIF3A
Product: eukaryotic translation initiation factor 3 subunit A
Exons: 23
Coding region: 1-4149 (1382 amino acids)
Biological process (GO): translation reinitiation; formation of cytoplasmic translation initiation complex
Cellular component (GO): multi-eIF complex; eukaryotic translation initiation factor 3 complex, eIF3e; eukaryotic translation initiation factor 3 complex, eIF3m
Molecular function (GO): translation initiation factor activity; mRNA binding
Source: RefSeq, a predicted model, not a curated record